This is a messenger RNA of Centruroides sculpturatus (bark scorpion), 1082 nucleotides long. RefSeq lists its product as uncharacterized. The transcript is spliced from 2 exons. NCBI's taxonomy places the organism in Eukaryota, Metazoa, Arthropoda, Arachnida, Scorpiones, Buthidae. The coding region runs from base 55 to 357 and encodes 100 amino acids. The record is from RefSeq and is a predicted model, not a curated record.
UUUGCUCAUUAUAGUUUUUGCAUGAACCAUAGUAAAUUAACAUUCUAAUGAUUUAUGAGUUUCAAUAUUUUAUGUAUUUACAAGUUUUGUAAUUUUAGAGCCAGUCUGCGGCAUUUUGACGAGAUACCCAGUUUCUCUGGUCUGAUGCGAUCCAUGAGCUGCGAUACCAUUGCUCCAGAUAUACCACUGGUGCGUACUGUUUCUAUUGAAGAGAUUGAACACGAACAGUGUAGAUUGGCCCCAAAAGUCGAAGGAAGGAUACAGAUAUUAACUGAAGAAUUCAAAGAGAAAUUAGAACGUGAGAAAAGCCAAUUGUCUAUAUUAAACGAUGUCAUCGAAGAAGUCUCGGAACUAUAAUUUAGUUUUAUAUUAUAUUAUAUAUAUAUAUAUAUAGUUUAUUUAUUAUUAUAUAUAAAACUAUUACAGUUGUUUGUAUCAAACUUAUCUAGUCAUCUUUUCAAAAUUUAUACUUACAAAAACAAAAGUUAGGAAUUAAUAUAGCUGCAGUUACUCAAUUUUUUUUAUUAGUAUUUAAAUUUUUGCUCAAUUUUGCAUGUCUAUUGUUGAGAUUUGAAUGCUUUAUUUUAAAUAACUUAUGUUGUACUAUAAAAAUUUGUUGAUAGGAUUGUUUUUUAUAGCAAAAUUUAUACCAGAUAAAUUUUUUAUUGAAAAUUUUUAGAUUAAAUUAGAUUUGCACAAAAGUUGUUAAAAUAAUAUAUAUAUAUAUAUAAUCCACGUUAUAUUUUGAUGCAGAAUUUAUACAAUUGUUAAUUAUUAGAAGUAUUUUUCAUCUGCUUUCUAUAUUAAAUUGGAUAUAGAAUUAGAUAAGAAUGUAUUUUAAGAAAAUAUUAUUCUUCCCUGUGUCGGGAUCAUGCACUUCUAUAUAUUUCUCAAUUGGAAGACAGAAUAUUUUCUGACAAGGUUCUUAAUUCUCAUUCUGUAUCACACAGAAAAUGUGAAAUUCUCAGAAUUUGUGCUUAUGUUAUGCUAAAAUGGUAAAUAUAAUAUACUUGUAAUUUGAAGUACUGUAUCAGAACUUUAUAUUGAAUGAUGCAUUUAGAAGUAAACUGUGUGUAAAAGAA